GCGGGAGCCCGCAGACAGCCUGAUGGUGCUCGCUCCCGUGGUGAGGAAGUGUGUGGUGUGUGUGUGUGUGAACAGUGGAUUACACAGAGUGGACACACACAAACACACACACGCACGCACUCGGUGAAGAUGGCGAUGAGAACAGCGCUGCGGUGCCUCUCCAGCAACUUUUCCUGCAGACUUCCUCAUCUCUCCUCGGCGGCGCAGCCUCCUGCGACUCGCCUGCUGUGGAGCAGCGGCUCUCCGCGGGCGCUGAGCACCACCUCGGUGCUGUCCACAGGACUGAAGUUCACAGAGAAGCACGAGUGGGUGAAGGUAGAGGGUGGAACUGGCACAGUUGGUAUCAGCAGUUAUGCUCAGGAAGCAUUAGGUGAUGUGGUGUACUGUGGACUCCCUGAAGUUGGCCAAAGACUUGAACAAAUGGAGGAGUUUGGUGCUUUGGAAAGUGUAAAGGCUGCCAGUGAGCUGUACUCACCACUGACUGGAGAAAUAACUGAAAUCAACAAGGAGCUCACAGAGAAUCCUGGACUGGUGAAUAAAGCCUGCUACGCAGAGGGCUGGCUAAUCAAGAUGACGAUUGAGAAACCUGAAGAACUUGAGGGCCUCAUGGAUCAAGCUGGAUAUGACAAAUUUAUUAAGUCACUUGAAGAAUAAAUCAGUAAAACUGACUGUACAGUUUUGCCAUGUAAUUUCAAUCAAGGAUUAGUUGGCUUGGUUACUAACAUCUUAACAUCUCGGGUGACACUGUUCUUCGCCUGUGGUAUUUAUUUUGAUACUGGAACUGUGCUAAUCACAAUCAUUUUAAAUACUCCUGAACAGCUUCCACAUAGAAGGCAGAGAUUUAUCUUGGCCUCUAGCAAACCUGAGGUGCUCUUAAUCUCAAGAUCUGCCUUAUUAUUGGGUCUUGUUGCUGAUGCUUUGCUCCCAUUUUAAAUGUGCACAGAUGUGGUAAAAGACUGGGAAGUUAUUGUAACUGCUGUCGCCUUCAUUUAAUAAAAAUUUCCACUUGAAAUUAAA
Scophthalmus maximus (turbot) is the source of this 1017-nucleotide messenger RNA. RefSeq names its product glycine cleavage system protein H (aminomethyl carrier), b (gene gcshb). Gene Ontology annotation, cellular component: mitochondrion; cytoplasm; glycine cleavage complex. The record is from RefSeq and is a predicted model, not a curated record. NCBI's taxonomy places the organism in Eukaryota, Metazoa, Chordata, Actinopteri, Pleuronectiformes, Scophthalmidae. The transcript has 5 exons. Gene Ontology annotation, biological process: protein lipoylation; glycine decarboxylation via glycine cleavage system. Bases 130 to 654 code for a protein of 174 amino acids.